AUGCAUGCGCCAGGGUCUGUGAUGGACGUAUAUGAAGCUGCGUUCUGGCCCUUUCUCGACCGCCGCUUGGUCUGCACCGUCGUCCCGAACGAAGCACGGCUUCGCGCCUUGCAGCAGCUCAGUCGAGGACGCGCGUUCCGUCAACCCGGCAUCAGCUCCCGCCCCGAGCUCGCGACGGGACCUCGCUCGACGAAGAAAGCUUUAAUGCCGCCGGUGUCGGCCCAGGAGGAGACAGCGGCUGUGCCAAGCGACGUCCCAGAACGCCCCGGCUACCCGUUGGAGUCACCGUCUCAAGGAUCCACUUUCGUGCCUGCCGAUACUGUCGAUAUGGCGCACUCCGCCUCCUGCGAUUGCGCUACCGCUUCGGAGCAACGCGCUGUUCCGAAACAGAGCGCGCCUUCAGAGCCAUGUCUGGCUCGAGCGGCACCGACAGCGUCUGACCCAGUCGACCCUCCUCAACGUCCGCGACCAGACGGUUUAGGAAGCGCUGCCUUGGGUUUGCUUGGAAUACACUGCGAGCUGUUUCUCUCGUAA
This is a messenger RNA of Moesziomyces aphidis, 534 nucleotides long. Lineage: Eukaryota; Fungi; Basidiomycota; Ustilaginomycetes; Ustilaginales; Ustilaginaceae. The record is from the annotation of a GenBank genome assembly.